GUGGACGUUUAGUACAGUGAUGCAUUCAAGAACUCCUAAUUACAUGGUAGUUUGAAGGUUAAGAGACUUUUAUGUUCGCUCAAUACUUCCGGACAGGAAAUCACGGCUAUCCCGGUGAACAAUGCUUAAACCAAACAUUUGUUUAAAUAAUGUUCAGUUACUAGCUAUGAUGUACCGACAUGUAGCUGCCUAGGUAACGCCUCCAUGUUCUAAAGUACAACUAACGUCAGGUGAGCUCGUGUGUGUGCGAGUUCACCGGGUCUAAGUCUAAUUUACCGGAGACUUUUUGCAGUUUUCCCACCAACAGUAGGUUACUCUCUGCGGUAACAUUAGCGGUAUUCUAUAAAGGUGUAUUUCCUACAAGAAGCAAAAUGAGUGGAAGUAGAGAAACAACCGAGGACACCCCCAGAGCUUCAGUUCCCACCGAGGCUAACGUUACAGAGCAACCGAAGAAGAUGAACAUUAUUUACAUUGUUUACCUCAUCUCUGCUUUGGAUAUAACUUGGAUGUUUUUACAGUUUUCUGUCACCCCGUAUUUGGCAAAGAAACUUGGUUUCGAUACCUUGUGGUUUGGUUAUUUACAAACCAUGGUAGGUAUAAUCCAGCUGAUUGGGGGUCCUCUGUUUGGAAGGUUUGCAGAUAUCUUCGGAGCACGAGCAGCUUUGUCUCUGGCGUGUUCUUCAACUGUUGUUUUCUUUCUGCUGCUGGCCAUAGCAGAGAGUCCUGCCAUGCUGUUCCUUCACAAGCUCCCCACAGUCUUCAUGCAUGUUCUACCUGCAUCUCAGAUGGUCGUUGCAGACCUUUCAGAACCAGAAAAACGGGCAGAUGCUUUAUCCAAAAUAGGUCUGUGUUUUGGCAUCGGUAUGAUAGCCGGCUCCACGUUGGGCGGCCAUCUUAACACACGCUACGGGGAAACGUUUACUGCAUGUUUUGGUGCUGUGGGGAGUGCCUUCAGUUUACUGCUGGUUUUAAAGUUUAUCCCAAAAACUACCAAAGCUCAAGCUCCAGAAACCAACACAGACAGUGAGAACAAAAGCAAGUCAAUAUUCAACUUGGGAGAGAUCAUAAGACUGAUGAAGUUUCCAGGUGUUAAGCAGACUUUUGUGGUGAAGAUAGUUGCAGGUUUGCCAUCAGGCAUUUUCCAAGUGAUGUUCUCCAUCAUUGCAUUGGACUUCUUCAAGCUGAAACCUGAGCAGAACGGCUAUCUGAUGGCUUAUUUUGGCAUCGUGUCAAUGGUUCUUCAGGGAGGAGUGAUCGGUCGGCUGACAGCAAGAUACUCUGAGAACUCGCUGCUGCUUUUGUCCAUCGCGGUGUCUUCUCUGGUGGGACUGGCUCAGGCUUACAUGCAGAAUGUGUUCCAGUUCUGCCUCAUCGUCAUCCCCAUGAUGUUUUCUCUCAGUACGUUUAAUGUCAUCACAGACAGCAUGCUCACCAAGACCGUACCGUCCUCUGACACAGGCACGAUGCUGGGACUGUGCGCAUCCGUCCAAUCUCUGCUUCGCACAGUCGGACCGACUGCUGGCGGCUUCCUGUAUGUGAACUACGGCAUUUCCUCGAUAGGCUUAAUCCAGUUUGUUGUGAAUAUUGCUGUGUUUGUCCACCUUCUGCAGCGUCGCCUCAAGAAGACAGCCGAGCAAAAAGAAUGAAACUGCUUAUUUAAAAAAAAAAGGUUAUUUUUUUAUCUCCAAUUUGUCAACAAACUGAUAGAGCAGAUGGAAAUUCAAGGGUUGAAUUUUAGGAACAAUGAUGAGAGAAGGUCAAGUCUUUUCACUUCAUUAUUCAGAUUUUGUUUCUGUGGUUGAGAUUCACGACUAAACCUCUAGAUGGCAGCAAGUCGUCCAUUUUACCAAAUAAUGCUUUUUGUUCCAGGGUUCAUGAUUCACAUUCACAUUAGUUACACUUUAAAAUCCGUUUACAGAUAUUGUGAUUUUAUUAAACAUAAGCAAAAAUGAUUGGAUAUUAGACCAAUCAACAGAACUCUUUAUCAACAAAGUUAUAUCAGAACUAUUUUUAAUGAAAGUUUAUUUUCUUAUUUGUUAUUGAACCUUUAAAACAAAUAUUUUAUUUUUGUAAAUGAAUUAAUUUAAAGGCGGUAAUGCAUUCCAGACUUCCCUUUGCAAGUCACUUCAUCUUAAAGAGCUGCUGCUUGGACUCACUUGAGAGUUUCAUGUAUUAUCCUGUAUCGUCAAACAGGGAGUGACCUCGGUGUGUGUGGUAUCUCUGGUUCUGCUGCUCGCCUUCUUCAGUCGACUGGUGUAGAUUGUGUCGAGGUUUGGGAGCUGCUUUAUACUAUAUACUUCCACUGCAUUUAUCUGGCAACUAAAGUUAGCUAAUAGUUGCUUUUCAGAUACAUUUUUACAUCGUAGACAUGGGAUGAGCUUUUAAAAACAGCAAGUUGUAAACCAAUGGUUCCCCUUUACAAAAGAUCUGUGUCUAGUUGACGCUCCUUGUCACGUUUCAGAUGUCUCAGAGUUUUUAGCUGUUCCUCCAAAGACAGAUUCCCCUUUAAACUUUGUUUUUUCUUCUUUCCUCCCCAAGAAUCAUCUCAUGUCCCCUCAGAUUUAUCUUGUGACUCUUUAGAGGGGCCGGACCCCUAUGUUGGGAACCACUAAACUACCUAACUGUAAAUAAAGUACAGUAGAUAUACUACUUCCACCAACAGUAACAUGCAUAACAAUCUAAUAAUGUAAUCUAUAAUAAUCUAUCAGGGACAGGGAGUAUUCCUCUGAAGAAUGAUUGCUUUCACUUAAGUAGGAAUUUAAAUGGAGGACUUGUUGUAUUGGUACUUUUACAUAAAUAAAGGAUCUAAUUACUCCCCAACAGUCAACAACGCUAAUAUGUAUUAACACAUAUUAAAUCACCAGUGCAGAAAAACAAAUGACGUACUGUGUGUAUAAUAAAGUAAUCCUCACAUCACA
Molecule: messenger RNA, 2918 nt
Organism: Cottoperca gobio
Lineage: Eukaryota; Metazoa; Chordata; Actinopteri; Perciformes; Bovichtidae
Gene: slc67a1
Product: solute carrier family 67 member 1
Exons: 10
Coding region: 372-1646 (424 amino acids)
Biological process (GO): transmembrane transport
Cellular component (GO): nuclear envelope
Molecular function (GO): transmembrane transporter activity
Source: RefSeq, a predicted model, not a curated record